Cyclocybe aegerita is the source of this 1113-nucleotide messenger RNA. Lineage: Eukaryota; Fungi; Basidiomycota; Agaricomycetes; Agaricales; Hemipholiotaceae. The record is from the annotation of a GenBank genome assembly.
AUGUCAGCUUUCAAAGGCUCGCAGAUGAACCCAGCUCCCGACCGGGACCCGGCUCGUUUUGGCGAAAUUCCAGGUUUCCCCGUUGGGUCUAGGUGGCCUGGCCGACGUCAGCUAUGCGACGAUGGGGUUCACGCAAUGUUGACCGGCGGUAUUCAUGGUCGAGCGCACGAGGGCGCGUUCUCGGUUGUCCUAUCCGGAGGCUACGAGGAUGACGUCGAUCUCGGGGAAGAAUUUACAUACACUGGCUCAGGUGGUCAAGCAAAGCGCGAGGAUGGCGCAAAAUGGGAUAACAAGCAGGUCACGGACCAGGAGUGGGUGCGCGGCAACCUCGCACUUCAGACGUCUCACCGCACGCAAAAGCCUGUUCGUGUCAUUCGCGGCUAUAAACUGAAAUCUGAAUUCGCGCCUGUUGAAGGUUAUCGCUAUGAUGGACUCUACACCGUCGUCGAGGCUGACCAAAAACCUGGCAAGAGCGGGCACAAUGUCUGCCUCUUCCGGUUCAAGCGAUGUCCUGGACAGCUGCCUCUACCAUUUGAUGUUGCAACAUUGCCCAUGCGACGCGAAAGGCCUCUUACAUUGCACAGAUCUGCCGGGCCGGUGGCAUCUACAUCUCGACUCGAGUCACCUGACCGUGUUGCGUCCUCAUCAACUUCCACUCCGAAGGCACUAACAAAGUCCAGUGUGAAUAAUAGUGCAAGAAAAGGGUUGUCUGGAAUGCCAGCUAGAUAUAAGAUACCAAAAAUCAGGCCUGAGCCCAGUAUUGCAAAUUAUAAGUCAGCUAGGCCACUGUCUAGUUUUCAUGCAGGAACUACUGUGUCAGUAGAGUCCAUGGUGAAGCCAGAACCAGAGGAAGAAGAGAUGGAGACACCUCAGAUUGCAGUUACAGAGGAGCCUCCUGAAAGUGAUGAAGAAUUGCCUGUAACAGAUUCUCAAAAGCAACAAGAGGAAGAGGAAGAAUAUGAUGAUGAUGAUAUGUAUGUGAAAGAUGAGGAGAUAGAUCAACUGCUUUCCAAUCAAGAUGGAAUUCCAAUAGAAAGCAGUGAGGUUAAUGGAAAAAAUCUGGAAGCUUCUGAAGACCUUGAAGAAGGUGAAAUUGCCAGCACUAAACAGUGA